GAGCGCACGAGGGAGCAUUUGCUGUUCUUUAGUUAAACUGAAACAGGUUUGGUGUUUUCAGUGAAAAUGUCUUCAGUUCAGACUCAGAGAGUUUAUCAAGCAGCAGGAAACUCCUGCUGAAGAAACAUUCACAGAGUGGAAAGAAAUCAACGUUAAGAUGGAGGAAGAGAUGGACGAUCAGCGCAGACUGAUGGAUUUUACCCGGAUACCCAAGAUCAUCUUGCACCGGAUAGAUCUGUGGAAGGAGGAGGUUCUCAAUGAGCCCAGCAACCAGGAGGAAAACUCCACUUUAGAACAAGAGAAACAUCUGCAGAUGAAACAGGAUCAAGAGGAACCAGAACCUCUGCAGAUGAAACAGGAUCAAGAGGAACCAGAACAUCAAGAGUUGAAACGAGAUCAAGAGGAACCAGAACAUCAAGACUAA
This is a messenger RNA of Poeciliopsis prolifica (blackstripe livebearer), 424 nucleotides long. Its product is annotated as rho GTPase-activating protein gacV-like. The transcript has 3 exons. Lineage: Eukaryota; Metazoa; Chordata; Actinopteri; Cyprinodontiformes; Poeciliidae. The record is from RefSeq and is a predicted model, not a curated record. Bases 158 to 424 code for a protein of 88 amino acids.